Molecule: messenger RNA, 2181 nt
Organism: Symphalangus syndactylus (siamang)
Lineage: Eukaryota; Metazoa; Chordata; Mammalia; Primates; Hylobatidae
Gene: TGM4
Product: transglutaminase 4
Biological process (GO): peptide cross-linking
Molecular function (GO): protein-glutamine gamma-glutamyltransferase activity
Source: RefSeq, a predicted model, not a curated record
AUGGACACAUCAAAAGCUUUCGUGUUGAUUGACCGAGAACACCCUGGCACCAGCUUUGUUCCUGAGGCCCUGUCUGCAGAGAGGGGGAGUUGGGGGAAUAAACAUUCUGUGUGCUCUCUUUCCCCAUGUGCUGUGUUGCUGACAGAGCUGCAAGUUCUCCAUGUUGACUUCUUGAAGCAGGAGAACACCGUUUCUCACCACACCUGGGAGUUCCAAACGAGCAGUCCUGUGUUCCGGCGAGGGCAGGUGUUUCACCUGCGGCUAGUGCUGAACCAGCCCCUACAAUCCUACCACCAACUGAAACUGGAAUUCAGCACAGGGCCAAAUCCUAGCAUCGCCAAACACACCCUGGUGGUGCUCGACCCGAGGAUGCCCUCAGACCACUACAACUGGCAGGCAGCCCUUCAAAAUGAGUCUGGCAAAGAGGUCACAGUGGCUGUCACCAGUACCCCCAAUGCCAUCCUGGGCAAGUACCAACUAAAUGUGAAAACUGGAAACCACAUCCUUAAGUCUGAAGAAAACAUCCUAUACCUUCUCUUCAACCCAUGGUGUAAAGAGGACAUGGUUUUCAUGCCUGACGAGGACGAGUGCAAAGAGUACAUCCUCGAUGACACGGGCUGCCAUUACGUGGGGGCUGCCAGAAGUAUCAAAUACAAACCCUGGAACUUUGGUCAGUUUGAGAAAAAUGUCCUGGACUGCUGCAUUUCUCUGCUGACUGAGAGCUCCCUCAAGCCUACAGAUAGGAGGGACCCCAUGCCAGUGUGCAGGGCCAUGUCUGCUAUGAUGAGCUUUGAGAAAGGCCAAGGCGUGCUCAUUGGGAAUUGGACUGGGGACUACCAAGGUGGCACAGCCCCAUACAAGUGGACAGGCAGUGCCCCGAUCCUGCAGCAGUACUACAACACGAAGCAGCCUGUGUGCUUUGGCCAGUGCUGGGUAUUCGCUGGGAUCCUGACUACAGUGCUGAGAGCGUUGGGCAUCCCAGCACGCAGUGUGACAGCCUUCGAUUCAGCUCACGACACAGAAAGGAACCUCACGGUGGACACCUAUGUGAAUAAGAAUGGCGAGAAAAUCACCAAUAUGACCCACGACUCUGUCUGGAAUUUCCACGUGUGGACGGAUGCCUGGAUGAAGCGACCGGAUCUGCCCAAGGGCUAUGACGGCUGGCAGGCUGUGGACGCAACGCCGCAGGAGCGAAGCCAGGGUGUCUUCUGCUGUGGGCCAUCGCCACUGACCGCCAUCCGCAAAGGUGACAUCUUUAUUGUCUAUGACACCAGAUUCGUCUUCUCAGAAGUGAAUGGUGACAGGCUUAUCUGGUUGGUGAAGAUGGUGAAUGGGCAGGAGGAGUUACACGUAAUUUCAAUGGAGACCACAAGCAUCAGGAAAAACAUCAGCACCAAGGCAGUGGGCCAAGACAGGCGGAGAGAUAUCACCUACGAGUACAAGUAUCCAGAAGGCUCCUCUGAGGAGAGGCAGGUCAUGGAUCAUGCCUUCCUCCUUCUCAGUUCUGAGAGGGAGCACAGACAACCUGUAAAAGAAAACUUUCUUCACAUGUCGGUACAGUCAGAUGAUGUGCUCCUGGGAAACCCUGUUAAUUUCACCGUGAUUCUCAAAAGGAAGACUGCUGCCCUACAGAAUGUCAACAUCUCGGGCUCCUUUGAACUACAGUUGUACACUGGCAAGAAGGUGGCAAAACUGUGUGACCUCAAUAAGACCUCGCAGAUCCAAGGUCAAGUAUCAGAAGUGACUCUGACCUUGGACUCCAAGACCUACAUCAACAGCCUGGCUAUAUUAGAUGAUGAGCCAGUUAUCAGAGGUUUCAUCAUUGCAGAAAUUGUGGAGUCUAACGAAAUCAUGGCCUCUGAAGUAUUCACGUCUUUCCAGUACCCUGAGUUCUCUAUAGAGUUGCCUAACACAGGCAGAAUUGGCCAGCUACUUGUCUGCAAUUGUAUCUUCAAGAAUACCCUGGCCAUCCCUUUGACUGACGUCAAGUUCUCUUUGGAAAGCCUGGGCAUCUCCUCACUACAGACCUCUGACCAUGGGACGGUGCAGCCUGGUGAGACCAUCCAAUCCCAAAUAAAAUGCACCCCAAUAAAAACUGGACCCAAGAAAUUUAUUGUCAAGUUAAGUUCCAAACACGUGAAAGAGAUUAAUGCUCAGAAGAUUGUUCUCAUCACCAAGUAG